AUGUCUCUGAAAAGAUGCCCAAAUUUUAGCUCUGCUGAGAUAACUGUGUUAACAGAUGAAGUGGAGAAAGGAAAAGACAUUCUAUUUUCCAGGCAAAAUUCAACAGUUUCCAAUUCUUUGAAGAAGGAAACAUGGAACAAAAUAGCCACCAAGGUAAAUGCUGUAAAUACUACAGAUCACAUCAGGUCCGGAGAAGAAAUGAAAAAGAAGUGGACCUGCUUGAGCAGCGAAAGCAGAAAGAAGUUGGCACUAAACAGGAGGGAGCAAAAAAAGAGAGGGGGAGGAUCCUUGCCAUCAGGGGCCGCCUUAAGACCAAUAGAUGAGAAAAUAGAAGGUAUCAUCGGGGAAACCUCAAUUUCGGGAAUUGAGGGGGGCAUUGACGUUUUAGAGACAGAGUCGGCCAGGGAAACGUCACCAAGCAAGAGCACAGAUGCUGUAAAUGUUGCAACAGAGGAAGAGAGGCUGGUUGUUGAGAAAAAAAGAUUAGAAAUGGAGGAAAAACGACUGAAAGUUGAAGAACUACAAAUACAACGUGAACAACAUGCUCUUCACCUGUGUCAGCUGGGAAUCGUUCGUGACGCUACAGUAACAGUCAACACCCCCUCUGAAAAUAAAUAA
This is a messenger RNA of Saccostrea echinata, 618 nucleotides long. Its product is annotated as myb-related transcription factor, partner of profilin-like. The transcript has 2 exons. The record is from RefSeq and is a predicted model, not a curated record. Lineage: Eukaryota; Metazoa; Mollusca; Bivalvia; Ostreida; Ostreidae. Gene Ontology annotation, cellular component: nucleus. Bases 1 to 618 code for a protein of 205 amino acids.